AAAUCGCCACUCGCCACCACGAAAUUCAUUUCCUCUCCACCACACGCGACCGCCCACGUUUUCACCACAAUCGCCUUCUCUCCUCCUCCUCUUAACAAUCACCAAUCCAAUAAUGUCUUCCAAACCCUUCUCCGCCACUGUUUGCUUACAAGAAAUGGACGAGCUCCAAAAGGUUUUCAACCAGUUCGACUCCAACGGCGACGGCAAGAUCUCCACUGAUGAGCUCGGCGGUGUUCUCAAAGCUACGGGUUCUACCUACACCACCGAAGAGCUCGAACGCGUCAUGGACGAUAUAGACACCGAUAAGGAUGGCUUCAUCAAUCUGGAGGAGUUCGCUGAGUUCUGCCGCUCCUCCUCCAACGCCACUGCUGAAUCUGAGUUGAAGGAAGCGUUCGAUCUGUAUGACCAGAAUAAGAAUGGACUGAUCUCAUCUGCUGAGUUGCAUCAGGUGUUGAAUCGCUUGGGGAUGCAGUGUUCUAUGGAGGAUUGUGAGAGGAUGAUUGAGAGUGUUGAUUCGGAUGGGGAUGGGUGUGUGAAUUUCACGGAGUUUCAGAAGAUGAUGGCUGCAACUGUCAAGAAUGAAAAUACCUCUACAGGGAAUUGAAAACGACGCGUCGUUUCUUCGGUUUCGAUCUGGUACUUUUCUCCAUUUUGAUUUAAUAUUAAUUUUAUGUAUGCAUUUUGGACCACUGAUAAUCGAAUGUAAUAUGAUUGUGUUUUAAUUUUGAAUUAUUAACGGACGCAAAAAUUUUAUUUAA
Messenger RNA from Hevea brasiliensis (rubber tree), 758 nucleotides. Its product is annotated as probable calcium-binding protein CML27. The transcript has a single exon. NCBI's taxonomy places the organism in Eukaryota, Viridiplantae, Streptophyta, Magnoliopsida, Malpighiales, Euphorbiaceae. Gene Ontology annotation, molecular function: calcium ion binding. The record is from RefSeq and is a predicted model, not a curated record. The coding region runs from base 113 to 604 and encodes 163 amino acids.